AUGGCUUCUACUGCUCUCUCAAGCGCCAUCGUCGGAACUUCAUUCAUCCGUCGUUCAACAGCUCCCAUCAGCCUUCGUUCCCUUCCAUUAGCCAACACACAAUCCCUCUUUGGUCUCAAAUCAGGCACUGCCCGUGGUGGACGUGUCACAGCCAUGGCUACAUACAAGGUCAAGUUCAUAACCCCUGAAGGUGAGCAAGUUGUUGAGUGUGACGACGACAUUUACGUUCUUGAUGCCGCUGAGGAAGCUGGAAUCGACUUGCCUUACUCUUGCCGUGCUGGUUCUUGUUCGAGCUGCGCUGGUAAA
Molecule: messenger RNA, 306 nt
Organism: Camelina sativa (false flax)
Lineage: Eukaryota; Viridiplantae; Streptophyta; Magnoliopsida; Brassicales; Brassicaceae
Source: RefSeq, a predicted model, not a curated record